AUGGCCGACACGUUUGCAACCAACUCUGAAAUCACACCCGAAAAGCUCACUAUUAUGAAGCUCAAGGCUAGUGGACUCCGAGAUGUCUUCUCUGAGCCCUCGUCACCCACAGGCAACCGAUCUUUCUCAUUCGGAAGUCAUGCCAACGGUGCUGGCCACAGCUCAUCAAUGACUCGUCGUUCAACUCGCCAGACAAGUGCAUCUUCACGCCGAGCAAGCAGCUUCCUCCAGUCACAUCGGAGCAAGAUGUCUACAGAGCUCACAUCACAAGCCGAAGGCAAGUUCUUCGCUUUGAUGGAUCUAAUGUCUACUGCCUCUCGAGAGGCUUCUUCGCUGAAAGAGUCAUGGUCUCGUAUCAUGGCUGAGCGAGACAGUCUUGUUCGCGAGCGGGACGAACUUCUCAUCACCGUUGAGGAAGUGACUGAGGAAAUCCAGCGUAAGGAAGCUGAGCACUCACAUCACGGCCACGAGCACGGCGAACGGAAGAGGCAGGUGGAGAAACUCAUUCUUGAGCUUACAGCUGCACUUACUCAAGUGACCGAUCACAAGAAGAAGCUCGCUGAUCGCGACCGCGACCUGGAGAGCACUCGUCAUGAGCUACAUGAGCUUCAAAGCUCGGUCACACUUACUCAUGGUGACCACGAAAGAACCCGGGCUGAGCUGGAAGCUGCGUAUUCCAGGCUGAAGAUCUGUGAAGACGAGCGCGACUCCGCUCGGUUCGACUCGGAUAAGCACCACAAUGAGCUCAGGACGCUUCUCCGUGAGCACACUGAACUCAAGAGCAAGUACAACGAGACUACUUCCAAGUUUGAGUCCACUCGCAAGGAGGUGCUGACUCUCACCGACCGCAUUAAGAUGUUCGAGCUCGAGAGGGAUGAGCAUCUCCAUGAGAAAGAUCGUCUUCAUGAGGAGCUGAAGCGCGCCAAGUCUAGGGCCGACGAGACUACUCGCGAGUACACUGACCUGACUGAGCGACACGACCGCGUACAGCGCGAGCUUCACAAGCUGAAGGAGACCGUCCGCGUUAUCGAGACGGAGCGUGAUGAUCAUGCCCUGACCAUUGACGGCCUCCGACGCGAGGUAAAGGCGAAGAUUCUCGGCUGGGAAGAGUCUGAUGCCCGCGCCAACGAGUUCUCGCUCAAGUACGAGCACAUCAAACGCGAGGUCGUCUCGGUCAAGGAGAAGUUGAGGGACAUUGAACUCGAGCGCACAGAGCUUCGAGACGCCAUUGACCGGUCUCGCGAGGACCACCGUCUCGUCGUCGUUGAGCGCGAUCAGCUCAAGCAAGACCUACACGACGAGCACCGCAAGGUUGAAGAUGGCCACCGCCGCAUCAACAUCUUGGAGGAGUCCCUCCGCCGCGCUGAGCUUACCAUCACGGAAAUCAAGUCCGAGAUCCACACUCUCACCGAACGUAACAAGGUUCUUUACCGCGAGGGUGAAGACUCACGCGGCAAGCACGGUCAUCUCACCAGUGAGAUCACUAGUCUUCAGGAACAGCUAGUCAUCUUCCAAACUGAGAUCACCAACCUAAAGUAUGCCCGUGACCGCGCACACUCUGACCUCAAUGCCUGGAAGCACAAGUACGAAGAGAUCACCGAGACCAUCUCUACCUACGACGACUCUUCUGCUGAAUUCGAGUUUGAGAUUACGUCCCUCCGUACUCUGCUCAACGAAGCCCGCGAACAAAAGGAACGAGCCAUCUCAGCUCGUCACGCCGCCGACCGCGAACGCGACGAGUACAUGGCCAAGUACGAAGAGAAGUGCCGCGAGAUGGAGCGCUUCGAGGAGUCAGCCAGCAGCGUCUACCACGCAAGCAGCGCUGGAGCUCGUGGCGGCGCUAAAAGCAGCAUUUCCAGGGUAGUGUCGAGUGGAACUACGAUUCACAACCAUGGUGCUUCUGGUGGACACAGCCAUGGUCACGGACAUGGACAUGAGCAUGCUGAGGGGAAUUCUAUCUUCUCCCAUUAA
Alternaria atra is the source of this 1971-nucleotide messenger RNA. RefSeq lists its product as uncharacterized. The record is from RefSeq and is a predicted model, not a curated record. NCBI's taxonomy places the organism in Eukaryota, Fungi, Ascomycota, Dothideomycetes, Pleosporales, Pleosporaceae. The transcript has a single exon. The coding region runs from base 1 to 1971 and encodes 656 amino acids.